Molecule: messenger RNA, 3182 nt
Organism: Oncorhynchus tshawytscha (Chinook salmon)
Lineage: Eukaryota; Metazoa; Chordata; Actinopteri; Salmoniformes; Salmonidae
Product: vesicle transport protein SEC20
Exons: 3
Coding region: 1861-2322 (153 amino acids)
Biological process (GO): retrograde vesicle-mediated transport, Golgi to endoplasmic reticulum
Cellular component (GO): endoplasmic reticulum; SNARE complex
Molecular function (GO): SNAP receptor activity
Source: RefSeq, a predicted model, not a curated record
UCCAACAUGUCACUGGGUACCACUCCUCAUAUUUUCAAGCACGGGGAUAGCUGCAUCAUGUUAUGGGUAUGCUUGUCUAGAGUUUAUUUUUUGAUCAAAAGAAAAGGAGUAUAGCUAAGCACAGGCUAAGUCCUAGAGGAAAACCAGGUUCAGUUUGCUUUCCAACAGACACUGGGAGACAAAUCCACCUUUAAGCAGGACAGUAACCUAAAACACAACAGUGGUUAGCUAGCUUGGAGGAAGUAUUUAGUGUUGUGGGCAUUGCGUCUGUCACUUCGGUAGCUACCAUCACAUAGCCUUCACUGCAUAUGAAGUGUGACUGGCUCACCGUGGAUGUACAGAGAAAAUGCCCUUCUUUAUGCUCCCCUUCGUGGAGGUUUGUGCUCUCUGAUUGGCUCAAAGUCAAGUUGUUGGCUACUGACAACCAUUGCUGUAGGUUCGUUGCUACCGGUUCGGCGCGCAGCAGGUACCGCGUUUGUUCUAGCGAGACAAGAAACGGCCUCCUACUGUAAUAAGUACAUAUUGGCAGUCUAUCAGCAGCGAGAUUAUCGUGUUUCAUGCUUUAGUGUUAGUAUAUAGUUAGCUUAAAUGUUACUGAUAGUCUAAAGAGCAUCUACAGAUGGACUAUCCAAAUAAACUGUUAGUCAUUUCAUUUAUUUUUAUUUAACCCUAUUUUACCAUGUAAAUUGACUGAGAAAACAUCCUAAUUUACAGUAAUGACAUGGGUAAUAGUUACAGGGGAGAGGAUGGGGGAUGAAUGAGCCAAUUGGAAGCUGGGGAUGAUUCAUCCUUAAAACUCUGGACAAUUUUAGUCUAGUUUUAGUCAGUUAGUCAGUGCGUUUUGUCUAUUAAAUAACGAAUAUUUAGGCUACCUCUAAUUUCCACCACGUGCCUUGUCCAACUAGGCCUCGUAUACCUUAGCUGGCAACAUUUGAUAUUGUGGCAGAUUAUAACCAAUGCCAGCCGUAAUUAACCAUAUAGUCUAUAAAGGCUUGGCUACAGGUUAAACAAUUUACAGCUCUAAUUUUCUUUCCAUCAUAACUGUCAAGGGGUUAAAUUCCAGUGGUUUAAUUGAAAGGGGGAUUUGAGCUUUACAAAAAUGCCAGAAGCAUUACUGUACUUUUAAUAGUCAACAAAUAGCAUUCAUUUUUCCCAUAUGAAAAAAUGAACCACAUGUCGCAUUUCCUGACUGCGGCAUGAGAGCGGCAACACAGAUGAAUGAAUAACAGCGCACAUGGGGAAAUAGAGCUUCUGAUGUGAUCAAAGAGUGACUGAAGUGACUGCCUGGUGGCUGUGUGGCAGAGCCGGGCAGAUCAGCUCAAUCAGACCGCGCAAAUGAAAUGUGUAAAUUCUGCCAAUGAGAGGAUUGCAUGAAAUAUUUUGCUUGCAUGUUUCUGAUUGUACAAAAUGUAUGAAAAAAUGCUUCAUGACAAAUUAAAUGUACAUUAUGCUGUUGUGGAAUUCUCGUUUCGUCACAUUUUUGUUGACUAAAAUGAAAAGGUAAUGUGUUUUUUUCACAGGGCGCCACGUUAUCAUAGUUUUAAUCAGGAAAAAUAGGUACUUGACGAGUAUUUUUCGUCAUAGUUAUUGUUGACGAAUUGAACAGUGUUUGACUGGACCUAGAUCAGAAGGGGAGGGAGCAGGAUAAGGAGUCAGACAAACUGGCUCUACUCAGUGAGGUGGACAGACACCGCAGGCAGAUGCUCAGGUAAAAUAGCAUGGUAGGAGUGUGGAUUAGCACGGUAGGAGUGUGGAUUAGCACGGUAGGAGUGUGGAUUAGCAUGGUAGGAGUGUGGAUUACUGCUGUUGCUUCAGUACUGAAUCCAGUCUGUACUGCAUAAACUGUACACAAGCAUCCUAAUGAAACGGUGUGUUUUCUAUCCCUACAUUAACCAGACAGUAUGGAAGAAAGCUAACCUGGCCAGUAAACUGUCGCUGGACAACCUGGAGAAGGAAUCUCUUCUCUAUGGAGGAGAUAGUGAAUUUAGACAACGAAAGGUGACCAAAGAGGGCCUGGCCCAGACAUCCAGUGACAUCACAGAGAGCCUGAUGAGCAUCAGCCAGAUGAUGUCACAGCAGGUGAUGCAGAGCGAGGAAUCCAUAACCAUGCUGGCAACCUCGUCUCAGGCAGUCCUGGAGAUGAAUGAUGAGUUUAAGGCCAUGACCGGAACCAUCCAGCUGGGGAGAAAGCUCAUCACUAUGUACAACCUCAGGGAGCUCACUGACAAACUGCUAAUCUUCCUCGCUCUCGUACUCUUUCUCACCGCGAUCUUCUACAUCCUCAAGAAGAGAUUAUUUUUCCUCCAGACCAGACACAACUAACUUUAACUAAGUUACUUUUAGAGCAACUUUGAUUCGAGUAACUAUGAUCAUAUAAGAUAAUUUAUGACAUAAGUGAGUCGUGUGAGAUAAGUAUUGUAACAUUAACAUACUGCUGAUUAAUGUAAAUCUAAAUCAACAUUUUAAAGACUUGUGCACACACACAGUAGAAAUGGCUUUGGGGAUAAGCCUAUUUUAAACAUUAUUUGUUCAUCAUGGAAGGAAUAUCAGCUGUUUGCAACACUUAGAGGAAAGUUUGAUGGUUAAUGUAACCAAUUGUUAUGAUUAUCAUGUUACUGUAUUAUUCCAUCGCAGGAAGUUAAAGCUGUUGCCCAGUUAUUUAUAUCCUGCUCUGAAAGAGAAAUAAAUGUACUGUAGUAGUUGCCUUAUUUAAUGUAGAUUACAUUUUCGCCUGACCAUUAUUUAAAGUAUAGGGAUUCAUGUCAAUGUGUAACACAUUCUCUGUAAUGUAAUCAGUUUUUGAACAAAACGUUGACUUUAUUAAAUAGUGUAAAAAUAAACAAAAAUGAAUCUCCAAGCAGCAGCGUGGACAUGUAGGAUGUGCAUAUCAACCACACAAGUUUCAGUGACUCUGGUCUAGCAUCUGGUCGUCAGUAUUUCCUUACGGAGCUAGCUGGCUUGGCUCAGCAGUGGUGAGGCCUGCUCUCAGUAGCUGGCAGCAGGGUGAACAGUACUGGGUACAGUGCUGACCAACCAGGGCAGAAAAGCUAGCAGCAGGGUGAACUGUACUGGGUACAGUGCUGACCAACCAGGGCAGAAAAGCUAGCAGCAGGGUGAACAGUACUGGGUACAGUGCUGACCAACCAGGGCAGAAAAGCUAGCAGCAGGGGGAACUGUACUGG